This is a messenger RNA of Petromyzon marinus (sea lamprey), 2622 nucleotides long. NCBI's taxonomy places the organism in Eukaryota, Metazoa, Chordata, Hyperoartia, Petromyzontiformes, Petromyzontidae. The record is from RefSeq and is a predicted model, not a curated record.
AUGCAGCGCCUCACCGUGCGCAAGAAGGAGACAGCGGAGGUGGCGGGCGCCGAGAUGUCAUUUGCGCUGUCGCAACGGGCGCGCCACGCCGCCCGUGUGCUUCUGCAGCGCUUCCCCGACACUGGCUCUGACCCAGGGGCGAGACGCGAGGCGAGCAGGCCGAGCGGACGGCUCAACGACGGGAUCGCUCAGGUCCCGCCACCGCGGGGGCGAUCGGAGCUGGAGGCGUUCCGCCAGACCCUCCCCGUGGCCGCGUUCCGGGAGCAGUUGCUGGGCACCAUCGCCAAGUCCAACAUCCUGCUGGUGCUGGGCGAGACCGGCUCCGGCAAAACCACGCAGAUCCCUCAGUACAUCCUGGACGAGGGCAGCCGCCUGGGGUCGCCGUGCCGCGUGAUUUGCGCGCAGCCGCGCCGAAUCUCUGCCGUCGCCGCGGCCGAGAGGGUGGCGGAGGAGCGAGGGGAGGGCGUCGGCCAGACCGUCGGCUACCAGAUCCGGUUGGAGAGCAAGGUCUCGCCAAAGACGCUCCUCACGUUCUGCACCAACGACGUGCUGCUGAGGACCCUCAUGGCCGGAGACAGCGCCACGUCUACCGUCGUGACGCACAUCAUCGUGGACGAGAUCCAUGAACGCGACCGCUUCUGCGACAUCCUGCUCAUCAAGCUGCGCGACAUUCUGGAGCGGCAGUGCAACCUCCGCGUCGUGCUGAUGAGCGCCCCCCUCAACGUCUCACUCUUUUCAGAGUACUUCGGCGGCUGCCCCGUCGUCAGACUGCCUGGGAGGCUUUUCGAGGUGAAGCGGUUCUUUCUGGAGGACAUCCUGCCCACCACUGGUUACAAGUCUAAGGAGAUGGAGAGACGCCAGAAGGAGAAAGAUCAACUGGAGAGCCAGCAGAACAAUCUGAGCGAACGGUACGAGGAGGAGACCGGACCGAGCGUGCCAGUGCGCGGUGCCAGCGUCGCACUCCUCACGGAUCAAACCAAGAUUCUCAACAUCGAAGGGGGGGAGAGCGCCUUCGAACAGGAGGCGGAGCGCGACGGCUCCAAGCUGGAGCCGUGGCUCGUCAAGGAGAUGGACGCGUGCAUCACCAACAUGUGGCUGCACAGGGACGAGGACGCAUCCACGCAGCUGCUGCACCUGCUGAUCAGCGAGCGCGUCAGCGUCGACUACAGGCACAGCGAGAAGACCGCCACGCCGCUGAUGGUGGCCGCCGGCCGCGGCCUCAUUGACAUCGUGGAGCUGCUGCUCCGGAUGGGGGCCGACGUCAACUUGAAGGACUCCAACGGCAUGAACACUUUCGACUGGGCGAAGAAAUUCCAUGAAUCGGACGUGGUGGAGCUCCUGGAAUCGUCUGCGGCUUCGGUAGGCGAGCCCGGGCCUGACCAGAGCAAGCUGGCGAACGCCAGCACCGGGCUUAGCCCCGAGUGCCGUGAGCUGCUCGGCGUCUACCACCACACCUUGGACGAUGACGACGACAAGGUGGACCUCGAUCUCAUCCUGCACCUCCUCAACCAGAUCUGCCAGAGCUCCAGCGAUGGAGCUGUGCUGAUUUUUCUGCCGGGCUACGAUGAGAUCAUCACGCUGCGGGACCUCAUUCUCUGGGACGACAAAAGAUUUGCGGGGCAGAGCCACAAGUACCACGUGUUCACCCUCCACUCCAACAUGCAGACGUGUGACCAGAGGAGAGUUCUCAGGAGCGUGCCGCCGGGAACCCGCAAAAUUGCGGCGAACCUGCUGCUGCGGCUGCGGCAGAAGUGGCGCGCGCUGUUCGCGCGCCGCAUGCGGGAGCCGUCGCGCGCCCCGUCGCAGGCGGACGAGGCGACGGUGAGCGCCGUCGUCGCGGCGCUGGCCCGCGAGGACGAGGCCCUCGGCCUGCGGCGGCCCGCCGGCAUCGGCCGGCGGCCGACGAUGCCGAUCGCUCCCGCGGCGAGGUUUUCGCCCCCGGCGGCGGCCGCGGCGGCGGCUUCCCUCCGUCUCUCCGCGAGCGAGCGCCGCUUCGUCGCGAAGAGCGGCAACGUGCGCAGCCUGGAGUUGUCGCAGCAGAGGGCCGUCUGGCCGACGAAACUGAACGGAGCGUUUUCCCGUUCGUGCGCCGUCGUCCACCUCGUCUUCUCCGUGCGGGGCUCCGGACGCUUCCAGGGCUACGCACGGACGGUGUCGGAGAUCGGCAAGGAGCGGUCGGAGACCGGGGGCUCCCCCGCGCUGGGCGGAGCCGUUUCGGGUGCUGCGGCUGUACCUGGGGCAGAAUCCCCUUCCGGCAGGUGCAGCACCCUGCUCAACCCGUGGUGUAACAACAACAACAACAAGAGGGUGCAGGUGAGCCGUGACGGGCAGGAGCUCGAGACUCGGGUUGGAGAACAGCUGCUCAAAUUGUGGGACAGAUGGCCCUGUGUCGCCGGUGAUGGUGGUGGCGGCGGCGGCGAUGGCGGCGGUGUCGUGGGUGCCUCUGGCACCGCUGGCGGCGCCGACGACGACACGGCGGAGCUAAUUGGAAGCAGAGCAACACGCACCCCGGCGGCGGAUGGGACCCCCCCUCUCCUCGAGGGCUGUGCAAAGGCCGCAGCAAGUCACUCCCCUCUGCAGAUGCCGAGCGUGGAGGGGGAGGAGGAGGCGGAGGCGGGUUAG